Messenger RNA from Brassica napus (rape), 5979 nucleotides. Its product is annotated as probable pectinesterase 56. The record is from RefSeq and is a predicted model, not a curated record. Gene Ontology annotation, biological process: cell wall modification. Gene Ontology annotation, molecular function: pectinesterase inhibitor activity; pectinesterase activity. The coding region runs from base 637 to 1770 and encodes 377 amino acids. Lineage: Eukaryota; Viridiplantae; Streptophyta; Magnoliopsida; Brassicales; Brassicaceae. The transcript has 3 exons.
GAUGGGGAAAACCGGAAAAGUAAUCAAACCCGAAAUCCGCGUCUGACCAAAAACACCGAACCGAUUUAUAAACAUAACUGAACGGAUCCUGUUAGGCGAUAUUUUGUUUAUCACAUAUAUUCAAAUUCCACCCAAACGAAUACAUGAAAGCCUCUAUGAACAUAAUCCAAAAAUCUCGAACCAGUUUUUUUUAUUAAAAAAAACAAAAACCGGAAAAAAUAAAAUAUCCGGAAAAAUUCAAACCCGAAAAUGAAAGAACAUUAAAUCUGUUAAUUAAACCCGACCUGAUUUUUAAAAUUUUCCAAAUAGGACUUAAACUUAGGCGGUCGAAAACUCAAAACCCUCUGAAUCAACCCAACCCUUAUAAAUAUAAUCACAGAAAAUUCAGUACCGUCUAUUUCUUUUUCUUGCAUGCAUGCAAAAUACAGUAUUAAGUAUUCCAAUAACGUUUGAAUACGAUUUUAUAAUUAUGUUUCAUAAGUAUUUGUUUUGUAUCAUAAUAUGUAUUUUCGUACGUUAAUAUCAUAAUAUGUAUGUUAUACAAUUAUACCUGUAUAUAAAAGCUACUUAAUACAGCUUUAACAGUUUCCACAAGUUAUAUACAGGUAUAAGUAUAACCUAUGCUACUAUAUAUAUAUGUGUAAGUACCAAACCCUUCAUCUUUCACAUUUACACUUCUUCUUUCUCUCAAAAAUGAUGUUCUCAAGCGCCAAACCCUUAAUCUUUCUCAUGAUCUUCACAAGUUGCUUGGCUUUGGCGGUUGAUGAAUUUCCUUCAUGGAUCGAGAAGAAUUUCCUCCAAACUUCCAAGGUACUCAAGAUGAACGCCAACCUUGUCGUGGCAAAAGAUGGUUCUGGUGACUAUGUGACCGUAAAGGAGGCGGUUGGAGCUGCUCCGGAGAAUAGCCCCACGCGAUUUAUCAUCUACAUCAAACAAGGGGUUUACUCGGAGAUUGUUGAGAUUGGGAGUUCAAAAACAAACAUCACCUUUGUUGGAGAUGGCCAGGAUUCGACCAUACUCACUGGGAGCCUUAACAAGAAAGACGGUGUUAAAACAUACUCCUCUGCCACACUUGCCGUUAAUGGAGACGGAUUUGUGGCUCAAGAUCUCUGCUUUCAGAACACUGCGGGCCCCUCAAAGUCUCAGGCCGUAGCACUACGUGUGAGUGCUGAAAGAGCCGUCAUAUAUCGCUGCCGCAUCGACGGUUAUCAAGACACUCUCUACGCUUUUAGUGGAAGCCAGUUAUACCGCGAGAGCUACAUCACCGGAACAGUUGACUUUAUAUUCGGGCAUGCAUCGGCUGUGUUUCAGUACUGUCAAAUAGUGGCACGAAAGCCUAAUCACGGACAGAGCAAUAUGGUGACGGCUCAGAACCGCGACAACUCAGGCGAAAACUCAGCAUUUACAUUACAGCGGUGCAACAUAACCGCAAGUGCGGAUCUUUCUCCGAUCAAGUCAACAGUGAAGACAUAUCUUGGUCGUCCUUGGGGUGUUAGGUCAACUGUAGUCGUUAUGGAGUCAUUUAUUGAUGAUCAUAUCGACCCUGCCGGUUGGUAUCCAUGGGACAUCGGCAAAGAACCUUCACCUUCUAUAUACUAUGGGGAGUUUGCUAAUUAUGGCCCUGGAGCAAACACAAGUGAACGUGUCGCAUGGAAAGGAUUUAGGGCAAUACAAGAUCCAAAGGAAGCUGAACGGUUUACAGUUGGUCAACUGAUACAUGGGGAGUUGUGGCUGAAUACUACUGGAGUUCCGUAUGAAACCGGUCUCUGAUCACUUUAUAGUAUAAGGAUAUAUGCUUAUAAUAUGCUUACUUUAAUUGUUUACAAUAUAAGCUUAGUUGUGGCUGAAUUCUACUGGAGUUGUGGUUAUUCGUACUUUAAUUGAUGACUUAUUAGGUUAUUAUUUAAAUAUAAAUGACUUGGUGGUUGAUAUAUAACAGGAUAUCAUCGUUCGUGUUGUUUGUUUGAUCGAGUACAUGUUUGUCAAAGCAUAACUAAUGUUGUGGUAAGAAAACUUGGACUCAAGCCAUAUAAAUACUUAGUUGUAAAGUAAUCUGUAAACAGAAUGUGACCAACCAAUGUUGUCAAAGCAUAACUAAUGUUGUGGUAAGAAAACUUGGACUCAAGCCAUAUAAAUAGUACUUAGUUGGAAACUGAAGAAACCAAAUGACCAUCAGAGAUUCAGAGAAAAGGGAGAAAAUCAGAGAUGUAUCUUUAGUACAGAUACAAUAACUAAGUAAGAAUCAUUUCCUUACAAAUGUGUCUUACAAGAACAUAAUGAAACGUAAGUAUAAGUGGAAGUAACAAAUAUCACACAUCUUGAAAUGAAGCAAAGGAUGAGAACACAUCAAAGAUAAAUUAGCAAAGGAUGAGAUCACAUCUUGGUCUAAAUAUGCUAGAGAGAAAUGAUGGCCUUAGCCAAUUAAACUAAAAAUAAUACAUUCUCACGUGAAACUCCUUGACAUGUAUCUAAAGUGACUCAGGCCCUGUUCUUUUUGGAGACGCGGAGUCAGCUUCAAGCGGCAAUAAAAUAUAAAAGGAUUUUAGAUGCCAAGUCAGCAAGAAGUUACGAUAGAGAUUUAAAAGACAAGGAUUUAUGACGCGAUCCACAGGUCAGCACAUGUAUUGGAGCAGCUAAUAUUCACGGCGACGAUGAAAACACUGAAAAUCAGCAGCUGAGAGUCGCCGGCGGCAACUUCAUAAUGACGCUGCAAUUAAAUUUCUCUGUUUUGUUUGUAUUUUUUGGUCGCUUAACGCCGCGUCAGCGUUAGAGAAACGAACAGAGCUUCAAUCAACCUUGCAGGCAGGUCAAAUUCGGAGUUUGCAACAAACGACGCCGUCCAAGCAACAGAUUCAUCUUCAAUAUUAGAGAACAAGCAACAGAGAGAGAGAGAGGCAUUAUUAAUUCAUCAGAAAACUUGACCCAAUACAACAAUCAUUUACACUAUCCUUCUUAUGACCCUAAAACCCAUAAUCAAAAUGAAACAACACGACUUAAAGUGGCUACUCCACAACCAGAAACAUAUCGCUAGAAUCCAGAAAAUCGUCAAAAUCAAUUCGAGAGAGAACUCACUUUCACGCCGGAAAUGUUUAUAGUCGCUAGCCUGCGGCGACGAAUCGGAGUCGGAGUGCUGCCAUCAUCGAAUCCACCAAAAGAUUCAACUCAUCUUUUAUAUACUAAAGCACAAGUCAAUUGAGUAAUCAAAAUUUGACGUGUGUAAUUUUUUUUCAAAACCUUAAAAAAAAUCAAAAUUGUUUUUAAAAAGUUAAAAUUCAACAUUAUACAAAAAAAGUCAAAUCUCUAUCACGUUGCACGUUGGUUUGAUUUUAAUGUUUAGUAACUGCAAAAAAAAUUUGUUUCAUCCCCUUUUUCUGCAAUUCAAACUACCUAAAUUUCUAUUUUUUCUCAUAAUUUUGAACCCACGUUCAGGUUUACUUUUCCAUCAUCAAACUGCCUUUUCUCAAACUGUUUUUUUCUCUAUAUAAUUUGGAAUCGUCGUCAAGCUCCGCCAUAUUACUCUUCGGGUUUCUCUAUAUUCUCAUAGUUUCAAAUAUUUUGGUUAUCAAUAUAGUAAAGAACUCCUAAAAUGUUUUACUGCAUUUCCUUUGUGUCCUUAUUCUCACAGUUUCACUUCACCAUUCUCGACUUACGUUGCGUAGUACGAGAGGCGACAUACUAAGAUAUUCAGACUGAAAAUGGCACUUAAAUAUAUUCUGGAGUCUGGUGUUUGAAGUUAUAAAAGAAGUGGAAAAAGAUUUUGGUCGAAAGUGGAAACAAAAAGUUAACAACAAAGAAGGUAACGAAGUAUUUCUCUACUUUUUCUCGAUAGGUUGUUUUUAAUAUCUGUUUUUGUGACUUAUCUUUAGAAAAUUUCUGUUACCUAUUUCAAAUGGAGAAAACAUAUUUGAAAAAAAAAAUAUUGUAGCUAUUAAUAAGGAACAAAAGAGAAUGAAAAAAGAAGAAAAUGAGUAACCAUAAAAAUAUAUAAGGGGUUUUUAGAGUUCAGAGGAUGAUGAACAUGUUAGAGAAAAAUGAUGAAGAAAAAAUUUCAAAUGUUUUUCUAUAACAUCAAAAUAUGUAUAUUUUUCAUAAUUGAUUUUUACUAUUGGGUCUCUAUGAGCUGUUAAAUAAUAAAAAAUAGGUAUACAUUUUUAAUAAUAUGUUGUCAUAAUUAUAAUGAUUUUACUGUAACAAAAAUAAGAAUUAUGGAAAAUUUAUUUAUAAAACAGAUACAAAGAAACAGAAUGAAUCAAAUAUAGUACUUUAAACUAUAUUUAUAUGUGUUGGUAUAUAUCUUAAUUUCUAAAUACAAGAAAUAUUGUUAUACCGUGACCAACUUUUUAGUUUGAAUUUUACCAAAAAAAACUUUUUAGUUUGAAUACAACUACCUCACAAGCCAUUCAUAAAUAUGUUUAUAUAGUAUUUCGUUAAAAUAAUAAUAUAUUCUGAUUAAUAAUUAUAAAAUUACUAUUUAUUAAUAAAUAAUUUUAAAUUAAAUUAUUUUGACCCAUGCAUAGCAUGGGAGUAACACUAGUUUUAGCUAAAUCGAAAGCAACGGUGGUGGGUCAGGAUAUAGUAAUUAAGACCGACCCAAACCGGUGGUUUGAACAUUGAAUUUGCUAAUUCGAAUUUUCUGAUUUGAACCGGGUCUUUUUUUAAGUUUACGCAAAAAAGGGGAAAGCAAACUUAAUUUAACCACAAAGUUUACGAAGAAUUUUGCGUGAUACUUUCCAAAUUUGUGUUAUUUUUAUUUCCCUUAACAUUAAUGUAAAUCUGCAAAUUUUCACAAGUUUCACAUUAAUUUGCCAUUUAAUUAUGGCACAUUAUCUAGUAGCAUCUACCCAACAAAGGAAAGAAAAUCUGUGAAUAUAUAUAUUUAAUUCGUUUCACCAAAAAAUGGAAAUUUUUUAAGUCGGUCGACCUUAUAUAAAUCUUCAUAAGUUGUCCCACUUUAUUCUUGACCCUAUCAAAAAAAAAGUUAGAAGAAGAAAGAUGGUUGCAUACAUCAAAAAUAACGUUUUUUUAGUUUUUAUGAUUGUUUUGCUUCGUGUUGUUUCAUCAUAUGCAAGACUUAGUAUGAUGGUUACAAAAGGUGAGAUCGAGUCCAUUUGCAAUAAAAAAGAUGUCGAUUCUACACUCUGUUUUGAGGUUCUAAAACCAAACCCUACGAUUGUAAAGUUGGAUUUUACUGGUCUCGCCAACUUUAUGAUCAAUUAUACGUCUCGAAACGUUUCGGAUGUAUUGAAGGAAAUAAAGUUGUAUGAAGGCAACACGACGGAUUUACAGACAAAUAUGCGAAGAGAUGUAUAACCUUUCUCUUAUUUGGGAUGAUCAUGCUCUGAAAGCUUUGGGAGCCAAGGAUUACGACAGCGUAAACUUUAAUGUCGGAGGUACAUUGGGCAACAUGAUUACGUGCAAUGAGGAAUUAUCAACAAUGGAGCCAGUACCACAAUCCUUGAUCGCAAAGAAUACUGUUAUAAAAAAUCUGUCUAAUAUUAUUUUAACGAUUCUGGAAUGUUUCAUAAGAAAGGGAAGCAUCUAUUGUAGUCAUUAGCCCAACUAAUGAAGUUGUUUGGUUUUUAAGUUUUUUUUUUUCAUUCAAGUUGUUUUUCUUAGCUUGUUAUGCUUUAAUCUUUAUUUAUCUACUAGGUUAAGAAUAUUAUAUAUAAAUUAUUUUCAAGUAUUAUAUAUUUUUUACAUAUUAUGAAAUAAUAAAUUUAUAUUAAAUAAUUAAAAAUUUAGUAACUAUUACGUAUAUAAUUAAAUUGGUACAAAUACUUAAAUAGAUUUUAUUAAUCCAACCAAACAUUUUUGUCUAUUUUAUAUGGCAUAACAUUAACUUUAAAUGAUAUUAACAUAGAUAUAUAGUACUUUUUUAAUAUUAACAUAUGUUAAAAAAUAUUUUAUACUCAUAUUAUUUUUGAUCAUUUGUAUUUAUUUAUAAAAAAAAUUAAAUCAAUGAUAACAGUAAAAAGAUUU